Molecule: messenger RNA, 2788 nt
Organism: Sycon ciliatum
Lineage: Eukaryota; Metazoa; Porifera; Calcarea; Leucosolenida; Sycettidae
Product: tyrosine-protein phosphatase non-receptor type 12-like
Exons: 19
Coding region: 310-2334 (674 amino acids)
Biological process (GO): peptidyl-tyrosine dephosphorylation
Cellular component (GO): nucleus; cytoplasm
Molecular function (GO): non-membrane spanning protein tyrosine phosphatase activity
Source: RefSeq, a predicted model, not a curated record
AGCAUCACACAUGAGAGUCAUUAUGGUAGUGUUGGUCUGCACUCGACACUCGACAGACUGUUUCUUGAGGUGGAUGUGGAUACUCUAGCUAGCUUGACUGAGUCUUUACCAGUGCUCACUGACUCGCUUCGGCGUCCGCUCGCUGUCCGAUCGAUAGUAGUCCUAGCGUUUUGCGUGUGGAGUUUGCAAAGUUGGAUGCAGUCCCUUUUGUAGCUUAGAGUUGGCCCCUCUCUGCGGCGAUACGAGUAUGCUGCUCUGAGCACAAGUUGUAGUAACGACUACCCAGGUUGCUAGUGGCAGUCACUCACGAUGCCAUCCAGGGAGAAGCUGCGCGCUUUUGUCAACCAUGUGCGCAAUCUAACCCAGAAGGACGAGAACGGAGACGACGGCUUUGAUCGCGAAUACAAGAGCAUCAAAGACCUGCAGCUUCGCAUCAAGGACAGUCCAGAGUAUCCUGUCAAAGAUGGCCGUCUGGAAUGCAACAAGAAGAAGAAUCGCUACAAGGACAUUUUACCUUUUGAUUUCUGUCGGGUAGCGCUGACGCCCACGCACGAAGAGGGAAGCGACUACAUCAAUGCCAGCUUUCUCCAGGAUGUUAACGGAGAUAAUGGCUACAUUGCCGCCAUGGGACCUCUGACUGCCACAGUCAGUGACUAUUGGAGGAUGCUGUGGGAGUAUGGAAUCAAGACUGUUGUAAUGGUAUGCAAAGAAGUGGAGCUUGGCAAGAAAAAGUGUGCCAAGUACUGGGCGGAUGCAGCCGAGCCUGUUGUCGUUCAUGCUGGUGUGACAAUCAGAAUGGUGGACGAGAGCCAGGCUGAUGAGAUAUCAAUUCGCAUUCUGGAUGCUGAAUAUCAGGGGGAGCACCGUCGUAUCUUUCAGUAUCAUUUCCAGAGCUGGCCCGAUCAUGGUGUGCCGGACUCUGCACAGCCCAUCGUCGAUCUCAUCCAGAUAUUUAGAAAAGAGCAGCCGACCAACUGUCCACCCAUCUUAGUACACUGCAGUGCUGGCUGUGGACGGACAGGUACCGUUUGUGCAGUGGACUAUGCAUGGCAACUACUGGAAUCACAGAUCGACAGUGAUGUAAGCGUCCUAGACAUUGUGACCUUGUUCAGACAUCAGCGCCUGUCCAUGGUGCAGACCAAGGAUCAGUACGUUCUGAUUUACAAAGCCGUACUCAAAUUAGUAAAAACCUAUCUAGCAUCAAAGUCCAAGGCAAGUGUCGUGGAGCAGCAACCGGCGGCACCUGCGCUACCCACGCCACCGCCGGAAGACCUCUAUCAGAAUGUUACGGUGGCGGGUGGGACGGCGUACGGGCAACAAGCGCUAAGCCUUGAGCCAAAGAAGGAAGGUGCACCGCCGAUACCGCCAACAAAGAGGUCCGUAUCGACCAGCCCAACGUCUGCUAGUCCCGUAACCAACAUUGAUGAUGCUGGAGGAAUGACACAGGAGGAGCAGGAAGAGGAGCUCCGACUUCUGCAGGAGAUGACGGCUUCGGCCAAGCACCAAGCCAGUUUUCUUCAGAGCUUUGACGAUGAGGAAGAGGACGAGGACGGCCCGCCGCCGCCGAUUCCAGUGCAUACCGAGGCCGCAUCCCAGUUUGAGGAGGCUGCCAGCAACUCGCACGGCCUAGGCGUGGACGAGCGGUUUGCUGGAACUUCACCAGACAUGUAUGCUGUUGUCUCUCCCACACCGUCUGGGAGAUCAUCACGGGCUGACCUGCACGCCGACCUUGAGAGCGGUGACGCACCACCGAUGCUACCUCGACGCACGUCCGACUCGUACAUCUUGACGGAAGAGCAGAGGAGAGAGGCUGCCAAUGAGGCCGCGGCAGUGGCUGCGGUCCAGCCUCGCGUUCCCCCCUCACCUCGACCCAACCAGGGCUUGACGCCGCCAAACCUCCCGGCGCCGCGUCCACUAUCGACUAGCAAUACCGAUGUAGCAAGUAUGUCGUCUGCAGGGCCAGGAAGAUCAGCUACUCCUACCGGAGCUGGUUCAUCAUCAACGUUACCAGGCACCAGUCGGCAACUGUCACCGCCCAACUCCGCGUCCAAUGUCAAGUCAUCGACGAAAGACGUUUUCAAGAAGCUAACUAACUUCAACCGUGGCAAGAGCACACCGCGAAACGUGCAGGGAGCAUCGCAUGCAGCAAUCAUCUCAUCACCCAUGGGGAUUGGUAACAACGUCGAGGAUCACCACUCCCAUCAUCAUCAUCAUACCCAGCAGCCAGCCGGCCACACUGUACCGGUAUUCUCUGAGGAAAUGGGUUUCAAAAAUCGAGUACCACGCCCCAAGGGGGCACGAGCAAUGCCUACAACGUGGAGAACCUUCGCAUAGCAGAUUGCGAAACCCGCUUCUUACUGGCAUUUUACCCAACGACCGCUGAGCGGCAUUGGCUUUUUCACACAAACUUUCGUAUUUUGUCUCAUGUGGACACCUUGACACAAUAAUGUCAGAUUAUUUUCCCGAAAUGAUUUUCCAAUUUCCCUAGUCCCGACUGAAUACCUCGACCAUCCGUUGUUCACUUUCGCCUCGUCAAUGAAGUCUAUGAAGUUUUUGAAUCUGCAUAGUCGGAUGUGAAUCAACGUGCAUUGCAAGUUUCCUAUUGUUUGUGUCGUUUUUUGCUACCACAAACUCUACUUGUAUCAAUGUGAAUCAUGUGACUGUACAUAGCCAUGACCAUAUAUAGGACCACAUUACCAGCCAUGUCGAAGCAAAUUUAGGAUCGCACACCUCUUUUAGCAGCAGAUCUGUUAUUCCCUGUUUAAUUUUACCUUACCCACCUGGUCAA